AGUAUAUAGUCCGUGUAUAUAUAUAGACACAUGCAUAUAUACACCGUAGCUAGCUAUAGGUGACGUCCCAUGUAUAUAUAUGGAUCAAAAGAAACAUUUAGGCGCACUAAUAAAAUUAGCUUCAUUCAACACGUAUCUACCUGCAGGUAGCUCUGAUCUAUCUUCUGAGGAUCCGAUCGAUCUGAAUUGAAGCAGCUCGGCAGCGCAGAAAGUUAAGCAAGAAUGAGUGGCGGUGGGUCCUCAUCAUCAAGGAAGAAGAAGCUGCCGCUGCUUCUUCCAACUCUGCUUCUUCUGCCGCUGCUUGUGACGGUGGCAGCUGAAGCACAACAACUGACAUGCAACGACGUCGUGAGCAGCCUCUCACCCUGCCUCAACUUCGUGAUGGGAGGCAACACGGCUGCUGCUUUGCCGCCCGCGGGGUGCUGCGGCGGGAUCAAGUCAUUGUUCGCCGCCGCUCAAACCACCCCGGAUCGCCGCACUGUCUGCACUUGCCUCAAGACCGUUGCUUCCAGCGCCACCACCGCUCAAAUCGGGCGCGCCGCCAGCCUGCCCUCCGCAUGUGGUGUCACCAUACCGUACAAGAUCAGCCCUCAGCUUGACUGCUCCAAGGUCAACUGAUUCAAAUUAUUGAGGGUCAAUCAAUUCAAUAAUUACGCAUUGCAUAUUAUAUAUAUUUGCAUGCAUGCCAUGCCAUGCAUGUUAUUGAAUUUCCUUUAUUUUCCCGAUCCAUCUCCGCGCGUGUUCGCAUGUACUAAUUGCAUGCGUGGUCGAUUUUAUUCCAUGCCAAAAUAUUGUACGAUCAAAUAAUUCAUCAUCAUCAUCAUCAUCAUUAUUAUUAUUGUUUAAUUAAUACUUUCUCCG
Messenger RNA from Cuscuta europaea, 861 nucleotides. The record is from the annotation of a GenBank genome assembly. Lineage: Eukaryota; Viridiplantae; Streptophyta; Magnoliopsida; Solanales; Convolvulaceae.